Pygocentrus nattereri (red-bellied piranha) is the source of this 1750-nucleotide messenger RNA. RefSeq lists its product as uncharacterized. Lineage: Eukaryota; Metazoa; Chordata; Actinopteri; Characiformes; Serrasalmidae. The transcript is spliced from 5 exons. Gene Ontology annotation, biological process: protein ubiquitination. The record is from RefSeq and is a predicted model, not a curated record. The coding region runs from base 305 to 1039 and encodes 244 amino acids. Gene Ontology annotation, molecular function: ubiquitin-protein transferase activity; zinc ion binding.
GAAAGAGAGAGAGAGAGAGAGAGAGAGAGAGAAGGAGAGGGAGAGUUGGUUCCACUCUGCUCCAGGCCUCUGGGGAAACUACACUAUUAGAGCGUGUUUAUGGAUUGUGUGAGAUACGCUGCGGCUGGUUUACAUGAGGAAAUCACGACCGUUACAUGACCCGGCCAGGAUGGAUGAAUGAAGCUGGGUCUCUCCAGGGCUUUGGGACCUUCUCCUGCAUGUUCCUCAUUCACGUUGUGCCCAGCUGAAGCUGCAUGGCAGGCUGUGAAGGUGUGAGGUAUGAGGGGUGGUGUAUGUAGAGGCCAUGCAGGGUGAGGAGUGGUCAGCAGCUCCUGAUUCUGGUCCUGCAAGACUGGAGAAAGCAGAGACGGAGCAAGAAGCAGAAGAGAGCCGCACAACCCUGGUGCAGGAGGUCAGCCAGUGUCCAGCUGACGUACCCUCCAUGGUACCGGCAACCAGCUGCAGCAGUCUGAAUGGAGAGGAGCCGUUCUGCCGGAUUUGUCAUGAAGGCCACAGUGCUGGGGAUCUUUUAUCUCCGUGUGAGUGUGCAGGGACGCUGGCCAUGGUGCACCGCGUGUGUCUGGAACACUGGCUCACUGCCUCCGGCACCAGCCACUGCGAGCUCUGCCACUUUGAGUUUGCACUGAAGCGCCUGCCAAAGCCUCUGACUGAGUGGCUGGCCGCUCCAUCCAUGCAGCACCAGAGGCGGACGCUGUGCGGGGACGCGAUCUGCUUCCUGUUCAUAACUCCACUGGCCAGUCUGUCCGGCUGGCUGUGCAUGAAGGGGGCCAUGGACCUGUACUACAGCAACGGCAUGGAGGCGUUCGGACUCAUAGUGCUCACAGUGGCCCUCUUCACCAUCUACUUCUUCUGGACUGUUGUGUCUCUGCGUUACCAUGUCCACCUGUUCAGGACCUGGAGUGAGUCCAACCCCAGAGUGAGGCUGCAGAUUCCCCCACCUAAACAGACCCCCCAUCGCCAACAACACCCAGCACUGCACUUCCUGUGCAAGGACAAAGGCAAGGAGACGGUAGUGUAGCUGGAGUGAACGGAUGCCUGCAAGGAUACAGACUGCCUAACAGGGACAAAACACUAGCACAGAGUUUAUACUGCAGUUGUGAUUAUGCCUUGCAGUAUCUUUAAAACAUCAGUGAAUCAGUAACAUCAUGGAUGAAGCUGACGAGCAAAACUUUCAUUGGUUUACCCAAAUAUAUUGACAGACACCCACAAACUCAUCUUAAAAUACACGAAAUCGUGCAGCCUUAAAAGGACACGACUGGAUAAAGGAACCUGCAACUCAUCCUGAUCUGGUGUUCCACAAUAAACCAGAAUGAAACAGGAUAUUCGUUAAGGAGCCUGUCAAUGGACAACUGGAGCACUAAGCAGACGGAGCAUGGCUUGUGUUGCAUGAAGAAUAUAUUAUUGUGUAUAAACACUGAACUUAUUAUUUCUACGACCGUACUGAAACUGUACUAUUUAUACCCGUUUUUAAAAUCAGCUCAGUUCAGAAAUACCUGGAAAAAAUGCCUGCAGAUAAUCAGCACCCAAACACCCACUUUUUACCCACUGUAAUCUUUAUUGAAUUUAUAAUUAUAUAAAAAGUAUAUACACUUGGCGGAACAAAUGCAAUAAAUAGGCUUUGAAAUUCAGGAUCAACUCUGAGGUCACCAGAAGGCUAGAUAAUCAGAUAAGCAGUCACGUUCUGCUCUGAAGGUUUACAAGGGAAUAUGUUGAACCAAAAAAAAAAAAA